GCAUAAAAUUUUUAUUUUGUUCAAUGAUGCCUGCUGCUGUUAAUUGAAUUAUAUAUUUCAUCAAUAAUGAUUUAAAUAUUUUUUGUUAUGCAAGAGCAAUUGUGGGUUGUAAAUUGUAAUGCUGUUUUUUUUACUAUUAACUAUUAGUUCCGGUGCAUAUUAUUAUUGUGUUAUGUCAUUUUGCAUGGUAUGCAUGUACUUACAUGCUACUGGAAUACGAUUGGAUAAGUUACAGUUGCAACAGGAAACGAUGUCUUUUUACAAGAUGCAUGUAUGUGUACAUGACAUGUAGUGUUGGUAAUUAGGUAUAUAAGAGCCGAGGGUAAAGUUACCUCAAAACAAGCAGAAGAAAAGCAAAAAUCGAAACUUCAAAAUAAUUACUACUCAAUAAAAAACUUAAGAUGAAGCUUGGAUUUGGAUUUAUAGCCAUUUUCUUCAUUUGCACUUAUUCUAUUUUCCAAACAAAGACAGUAGCAUCUCCAAUUGCAAAUAAACUGCCUCUACGACUCCUUUCUAUUUUAAGAAUAGCCGGGAGAACCAUCAUACAUGAUAUAGAUCCGCCAGGUGUUAAGAUUUCAGACAAGGUUCCUUAUAUAUCCUUAUCUAAUAUUCAAUUGGAUAUAAAUGACUCCUUGGUUGACCCCAUUACUGAUUUGUUUACGGAAAAAUUAUUGUGUGAUUAUCUGAAGGAGGAAAAUCCUGAUCACAACUGUCAAGAUCAUUCUGAGAUAAGGAGGAAUAAGCACAUAGUGGACAUUCGUGAUCAAGCCAGAUCACUCUCUGAGUCAGAGUAUUUGCAAUGUAAUGGAGGCAUCUGUGGAUCUCUCUGUACACUGGGUUACCCACAGUUUGUUAAUGAUCUAUUAGAUUUAUCAUGUUAGAACAUGAAAAAAAUAAACAUCAUUAUAAUGAACUAUUUUAGUUAUUUUAAUAUCAUAUAAUUACGUGAGUUUGAGAUAAAUUGAAACAACCAAUA
This is a messenger RNA of Amphimedon queenslandica, 976 nucleotides long. RefSeq lists its product as uncharacterized. The transcript has 3 exons. The coding region runs from base 402 to 881 and encodes 159 amino acids. Lineage: Eukaryota; Metazoa; Porifera; Demospongiae; Haplosclerida; Niphatidae. The record is from RefSeq and is a predicted model, not a curated record.